This is a messenger RNA of Saprolegnia parasitica CBS 223.65, 792 nucleotides long. RefSeq lists its product as hypothetical. The transcript has a single exon. Bases 1 to 792 code for a protein of 263 amino acids. The record is from RefSeq and is a predicted model, not a curated record. Lineage: Eukaryota; Oomycota; Saprolegniomycetes; Saprolegniales; Saprolegniaceae.
AUGGAACGCGACCGGUUCUGGCAACACAAGCAGGACGUGCGCGUGGUCAAAGCCAUCGUGAGAACGACGCUCGACCCAGACUUGGGCGCUGGCGUCACCAACGACGCCGACUUUUGGCGUUGUGUGCACAACGAUUCCAUCUUUUCUGGAUGGCUACCCCGCGAUGUCCGGCAGAUAUGGUUGAGCGAGUACCCAGACCGCUGGCGGGCGAUCCAACCCGACCUUCGCCGCUUCACCGAGUGCUACACACCGGUGCAGUCCAAUGGCGACGCCAGCGAGAAGCAGGACGCGAUCAACGCAGCCCUUGCGCGCUUCAAGUCCGAUUCGAGCGGCCGCAGGGAUUUUGAGUACCUUGAGGUCUGGCGCUGGUUGCAGGAGUCGGCGGAGCGGAUCCGUGACGUCGUGCCGCGCAUCUGCGCAAUUGCACCAGGGGUCCAGGGACUCAUGCAUUCGCUGCAACAGUGCAUGCUACCACUUGUGCCCCAAAAACGCCGGCUCAAGCUCAAGGUUGCAGCCUCCACGCAGCCGAUGAAGAAGCCCAAAGUCGCAAGAGCCGACUGUCAAACGUCGAAACUCGACGUUUUGAAGCGCCGAAAUGAGCUGCUCAAGGCGCACAACCAACUGCUUCGCCAAGUUGCGGGCGUGCAAAAGACGCUAGCCGACGAAGCCGCGACGGCACUGUUUGCGGACGCGCCAUCCGACGAGCGAGACGCAUUCUUUGCGUUGCAGCGGCGCGUCAUCAUGGGGCGUCUACAAAAGCACGGACGGGAUUUGGACAGCGUGGCAGUGUAA